AUGGACCCGCUGGACAGAGCUCAAGUACUCCUCCUCUGUGACCUGUGUCAAAGAGCUGCAGUACAGAGUCAUUGUGAACUUUGUCAGAUUAAUCUGUGUAAGGCCUGUGUUGGGGAGCAUCUUUCUGAUUCAUAUAAAAGACAUAAUAUUGUUCUUUACAAACACAGAACUUCUACUUCUAGCUACCCAAAAUGUUCAAACCAUUUGGAAAAAUAUUGUGAACUUUCCUGCGAGAAAUGUGACAUCCAUGUCUGUUCUAGCUGUAUCUCAUCUGGAAAACAUCAUGGACAUAAGAUAAAAGAUAUUCUGCGAACACCACGCUCUAAAAAAGAAUAUUUAAGAAAGGAUUUAAAAGAGUUUGAACAAAGACUAUACCCUACUUAUAAGAAAAUUGCUAGAGAUUUAAACUUAGAGAAAAAUAAAGUUGAAAAACAUUACAAGAAGCUACUAUCAGCUGUCGAUAUACAGGAAGAAGACUGGUACAGACAAAUUAAAUUCAUCGUCAAGCAACAAAAAUCUGAUAUUCAUGAGAUGAAAAGAAAACACUUGGCUUCUUUAAAUGAAGAGGAAAGAGAAGUGGAGAAUAAAAUUUUACAAAUAAAGUUGUGCAGAUUUUAUCUAAUAAAUGAACUGGACUCUGAUGAUGCCUUGCUAACUUCUGAUUACAUAUACCGGAAUUCUGAAUUCAGAGUUUUACCUCAUAAACUCAACAUUUUAUAUCCAAAUUUCUAUCCUCAUCAGAUCAACACAGAACAGUUCUAUCAAAUGUUUGGAUUUCUGUCAUCAUUAUCCAUUACAACAGAAGAACAUGGCUACACAAUGAAGACACUUGAGGCCGCUUCUUUCCCUCCAAUCAAACCACUGCUUGAUGAACCAGAGCUCAUCACAACCAUAGACACUGGAUAUGAUUGUCUUUACAGUGUUUCCUGUUUCAGUGAUGAAGAAAUCUGGACAUGUGGAGAAGACAAACUCAUCAAACUCUACGAACUUCAAGGCAAUCUUCUGAGGUCAAUUAAAGCCAAGUCAGCAUGUGACAUAGCAGUGACCUGGAAAGGAGAACUCGUUUAUACUGACUACAUGAAAAGAACAGUGAACAUAGUGGAGAACGACCAGAUACAGGAAGUGAUCAGACUACAAGGUUGGACACCUUACAAAAUCUUUUGUACCUCUUCUGGUGACCUCCUGGUUACUAUGAUUAAAGAUUAUUUUGAACAGUCAAAGGUUGUUCGUUUCUUUCAGUCCACAGAAAUACAAACCAUUCAGUUUGAUCUUGAUGGUAAACCUCUGUAUUCAUCCAAACAUUACAUAAAAGACAUUUGUGAGAACAGGAACCUGGAUAUCUGCGUGGCUGACUAUGAAGCCAGAGCGGUAGUGGUUGUUAAUCAGAUAGGAAAAUUAAGAUUUAAAUACUCUGGUCCUCCCUCUACUACCAAAGGAUCAUUUUAUCCGCGUGGCAUUGCAACAGACAGCCAGAGUCAGAUCCUGACAGCAGACUGUUACAACAACUGUAUCCACAUUCUUGAUCAGGACGGACAGUUCCUCCGUUAUAUUGAUAACUAUGUUCUCAAUGACCCGUGUGGUUUAUGUGUAGACACCAUAGACAACCUCUUUGUAGCCGAGUUACGAGGAGGUAAAGUUCAGAAAAUUAGAUACCUAAAAUGA
Saccostrea cuccullata (small rock oyster) is the source of this 1662-nucleotide messenger RNA. RefSeq lists its product as uncharacterized. The record is from RefSeq and is a predicted model, not a curated record. Gene Ontology annotation, molecular function: protein binding; zinc ion binding. NCBI's taxonomy places the organism in Eukaryota, Metazoa, Mollusca, Bivalvia, Ostreida, Ostreidae. The transcript has a single exon. The coding region runs from base 1 to 1662 and encodes 553 amino acids.